Macadamia integrifolia is the source of this 5392-nucleotide messenger RNA. Its product is annotated as mediator of RNA polymerase II transcription subunit 23. Bases 167 to 4963 code for a protein of 1598 amino acids. Gene Ontology annotation, biological process: positive regulation of gene expression; regulation of transcription by RNA polymerase II. The transcript has 23 exons. The record is from RefSeq and is a predicted model, not a curated record. Gene Ontology annotation, cellular component: transcription regulator complex; mediator complex. Lineage: Eukaryota; Viridiplantae; Streptophyta; Magnoliopsida; Proteales; Proteaceae.
CUGGGGUUUCUUCUCCAACUGGACUCUGCAACUUUAGAAAGUACCAUCUCCAAAUCCAUGGAUCAAAACCAGAGGACGAACAGAGCUUAUCAGUUUCAUCCCGCGAGAGCAGCCAUUGUUGAUCUCUUCAAUCUCUACUUAGGGAGAAAUCCCCGCCAAAAAUCAGAUGAUGCCGUUCGAGAACCCCCAUCUACCUACCUCACUACUGUUGGUAGAGGUCUCACUGGACACAUCACAGGCAAAUCCAGGAAACCCUCUGAAGAGAGUACACCUCAGGACAAAUGGAUCACCAAUGGCUCACUGGAACAAAACACAAAAAAGGGUAACUGCUCUCAACAGAGACCUUCCUCCCCGAAAUGAACAAUUUCUUUUUGAUUUUGAGCGACUUCAAAGCCAGUUUCCGGACCAGGAGCAACUGCGUGCCAUGACAGAAACUGUUCUCAUUUCUUUGGUUGUGCAAUGUUGCAGUCACGCACCAAGAGCUGAAUUUAUUCUGUUUGCUAUACGGAACUUGUGCAACAUAGGUUAUGUGAACUGGGAUUCAUUCUUGCCUAAUCUCCUUUCUUCAAUUUCCACUGCUGAGGCAUCAUAUGGACAGGGUAAUCAAGCAGUUAGUGCUGUGUCAUCGAGCAAUUUAUGUCAAUCUGGUAUUGGACCAUCUUCUAGCACAGUUACUAAUCCUACUAAUUUUCAACCUUCCAAUCCUGCAUCUCCUUUGCCUUCAAUUCAUGGUAUGGGAUCUCCCGGCCAGACUGCAACAGAACCAUCCACUCUGUCACCAGUUAAAUCUUCUGAUGUUUCGUGCACUGGACAGCACAUAUCAAGGGCCAAUCCAUCAUUUGCAGAUAAUGCCAUUAGCUGUCUACGUCAGCUAUCCUGCAAAAUUAUUUUAGCUGGGAUUGAGUCUAAUCUUAAGCCAGUUACUUAUGCUGACAUUUUCUCCCACAUGUUGAAUUGGUUAGUUAAUUGGGACCAAAGGCAGCAGGAGGUUGAUGAUAGUGAUGGUUCAAAGGCCUGGAAACCUGAUAGGGCUCUUAAUGAAUGGCUGCACAGUUGCUUGGAUGUAAUUUGGCUGUUGGUUGAGGAGGAUAAAUGUCGUGUGCCCUUUUAUGAACUACUUCGUAGUGGUUUUCAGUUUGUUGAAAAUAUACCUGAUGAUGAGGCUUUAUUCACACUUAUAUUGGAGACCCAUAGGAGGCGAGAUAUGGUGGCUAUGCACAUGCAAAUGUUAGAUCAGCACCUUCACUGCCCCACAUUUGGGACCCAUCGGUUCAUUACUCAGGCUUAUCCAAAUAUAUCUGGAGAACAAGUUGCAAACGUGCGAUAUGUACCUAUCACAUAUCCUAGUGUCCUUGGUGAACCAUUACAUGGAGAGGAUCUUGCCAAUUCCAUCCAAAGAGGGAGUUUGGACUGGGAAAGAGCUAUGCGUUGUUUGAGACAUGCUCUUCAUACUACUCCAUCUCCAGACUGGUGGAGGCGUGUGGUUCUUUUGGCUCCUUGUUAUAGGCAACCUGCACAACAAGUUCCAACUCCUGGCACAGUUUUCUCUUCUGAAAUGAUUUGUGAGGCAACAAUUGAUAGAAUAAUGGAACUGUUGAAGUUAACAAAUUCAGAUACACAUUGCUGGCAAGAUUGGCUCAUAUUUUCAGAUGUGUUUUUCUUUCUCAUGAAGAAUGGGUGUAUUGAUUUUACUGAUUUUGUGGACAAACUUGCAUCUCGAAUUACCAAGGGUGAGAACCAGAUUCUUCGAAGCAAUCACGUGACGUGGCUACUAGCUCAAAUUAUUCGGAUUGAGAUUGUGACAAAUGCUUUAAGCACAGACCCCAGGAAGGUGGAGACUACUCGAAAGGUUCUAUCAUUUCACAGAGAAGAUAGAAACUCUGAUCCAAAUAGUGUUAGUCCUCAAAGUAUUUUGCUCGACUUUAUAAGCAGUAGCCAAACAUUGCGUAUUUGGUCAUUCAACACUUCUAUUAGAGAAUUUUUAAGUCAUGAACAACUUCAGAAAGGAAAGCAAAUAGAUGAGUGGUGGAAGCAAGUAACUAAAGGAGAGCGUAUGCUGGAUUAUAUGAAUAUGGAUGAUAGAUCGAUUGGGAUGUUUUGGGUUCUUUCACAUACCAUGGCCCAGCCUGCUUGUGAUGCUCUGAUAAAUUGGUUGAUGGCUGGAGUCCAAGAACUGUUGCCAGGAUCUAAUGUGCAAGGUGGUGAGAGGGUAAUGAUAAUGCGGGAAACAAAUCCAUUGCCAAUGUCCUUGUUAUCUGGCCUUUCAAUCAAUUUAUGUUUGAAACUGGCAUAUCAAAUUGAAGAAUCCUUAUUUGCUGGUCAGGUCAUCCCUAGCCUUGCAAUGGUUGAAACAUAUUCUCGGUUGCUUCUGAUUGCACCCCACUCGAUAUUUCGUCCACAUUUCACUACUUUGACACAAAGGAAUCCAUCCAUAUUCAAUAAACCUGGCGUAUCCCUGCUCUUGCUUGAAAUUUUGAACUACCGUUUGCUUCCACUUUACAGGUACCAUGGAAAAAGCAAGACCCUGAUGUAUGAUGUCAUAAAAAUAAUUUCUAUGCUAAAGAGCAAGCGUGGAGACCAUCGCGUAUUCAGAUUGGCUGAAAAUCUGUGCAUGAAUCUCAUCUUGUCGUUGCGAGAUUUUUUCCUGGUGAAAAAAGAAUUGAAGGGCCCCACUGAAUUCACUGAAACCUUGAAUAGGAUAACAAUGAUAAAUCUUGCCAUCACUAUCAAAACUCGUGGAAUUGCUGAGGUUGAACACAUGCUUUUCCUUGCACCUCUUUUGGAACAAAUAACAGCAACAAGUCAACAUAUGUGGUCAGAAAAGACUCUACGUUAUUUCCCCCCAGUUAUCCGUGAAGCCUUAAUGGGCCGAGUGGACAAAAGGGCCCAGGCAAUACAGGCGUGGCAACAGGCAGAGACAACAGUUAUAAAUCAAUGCACUCAGCUUCUGUCUCCAUCAGCUGAUCCUACAUAUGUUAUGACCUACAUUAGUCAUAGUUUUCCUCAACAUCGGCAGUAUCUAUGUGCUGGUGCUUGGAUGCUUAUGCAUGGGCACAUUGAAAACAUUAAUUGUGCAAGUCUUGGGCGUGUCCUGAGAGAUUUUUCCCCCGAAGAAGUGACAUCCAAUAUAUACAUAUUGGUGGAUGUUCUUCUUCAUCAUAUUCAUGUGGAACUGCAGCGUGGACAUCUCUUACAGGAACUUCUAUUAAAGGCUAGCGCGAACCUUUCCUCCUUUAUUUGGACUCAUGAGCUUCUUCCCUUGGAUAUUUUGCUUCUAGCACUUAUUGACCGUGAUGAUGAUCCCCAUGCUUUGAGGAUUGUGAUAAGUCUACUGGAUAGACCAGAGCUGCAACAGAGAGUCAAAUUGUUUCUGAAUCGUGGGCCCCCAGAGCAUUGGCUUAACUCUGGAAUUUUUAAGCGUGUUGAGUUGCAGAAAGCUCUGGGGAAUCAUCUGUCUUGGAAGGAUCGGUAUCCCCCUUUCUUUGAUGAUAUUGCAGCACGUUUACUUCCAGUUAUCCCCUUAAUUUUAUAUCGGCUAAUUGAAAAUGAUGCGACAGAUAUAGCUGAGAAAGUCCUAGUUGUGUAUACCACAUUUCUUUCUUACCAUCCACUGAGAUUUACGUUUGUUCGUGACAUUCUUGCAUACUUCUAUGGUCACCUUCCUAGCAAGCUUAUUGUAAGAAUAUUGAAUGUACUUGAUCUGUCCAAGAUCCCACUUUCUGAGUCGUUUCCUCAGCAUAUUGCUUCAUCAAAUCCUGCUGCCUGCCCGCCUCCAGAUUAUUUUGCGACUCUCCUAUUAGGUCUGGUGAAUAAUGUCAUUCCUCCUCUAAAUAGCAAGUCAAAAUUUAUGGGGGACAUUUCAAAUAACUCUGUUCGGGGACCACAUAACAAGACUCCAGCAUCAUCUCAGUCUGUGCCAUCAAGUGGACCAGAAAACCAGAAAGCAUUCUAUCAAAACCAGGAUCCUGGAACUUAUACCCAGCUUGUUCUUGAAACAGCAGUAAUUGAAAUCCUCUCACUUCCGGUGCCUGCUUCCCAGAUAGUAUCUUCACUUGUUCAAAUAGUAGUGCAUGUUCAGUCAACACUUAUUCAGUCCAAUGGUCUGCAAGGAAAUUCAAGUGGUGCGGGGCAAGGUUCUGUCCUACCAACUUCUCCUUCAGGUGGAAGCACAGACUCCUUGAGCAACAGCAGAUCAACUCCAUCCGCAUCUGGAAUAAAUGCUGUCAACUUUGUAUCCAAAAGUGGUUAUACGUGCCAACAAUUAUCUUGCUUGAUGAUCCAAGCUUGUGGUCUUCUAUUGGCUCAGCUCCCUCCAGAUUUUCAUAUACAACUUUAUUUAGAGGCAUCACGUGUUAUUAAAGAGUGCUGGUGGCUCACAGAUGGUAAAAGAUCACUGAGAGAACUAGACUCUGCUGUCGGCUACGCUUUAAUGGAUCCAACAUGGGCUGCUCAAGAUACCACCUCAACAGCCAUAGGUAACGUAGUUUCGCUGCUCCACUCUUUCUUCAGCAAUCUUCCACAGGAGUGGCUGGAAGGGACACAUGCAAUCAUUAAGCAUCUUAGACCACUGACAUCCGUUGCAAUGUUGAGAAUAGCAUUCCGUAUUAUGGGUCCACUGCUCCCCAGGAUUGCCUUUACUCGACCUCUUUUCAUGAAGACCUUAGCCUUAUUACUUAAUUCAAUAAGUGAUGUGUAUGGGAAGAGCUCACAACCAUCUAGUCCUACCGAGGCAUCAGAAAUAGCAGAUCUCAUUGACUUCAUUCAUCACAUUGUCCUGUAUGAAGGGCAGGGAGGACCUGUACAGAGUAGUAGCAAGCCUAAGGCAGAAAUAUUGACUCUUUGCACAAGAUUAAUGGAGUCUUUACGGCCAGAUGUUCAGCAUCUUCUUUCCCACUUGAAGACUGAUCAGAACUCCUCCAUCUAUGCUGCAACCAAUCCAAAGCUGGUCCAAAAUCCUUCAUAAUGCUUACUCAAAUAGGGGCUCCCUCCGUUGCUUCCUUGUUCUGGUGAUCUACGACCACCCUAGGGGCGGAAGGACUUUCUUUGCUGCUUAGCCCUAACGACAAAGUAAGUUAUGGCUCACUUUUGCACAAGAUGGAGCUGCUGUUUUGGAGGUGGGAGUUGUUGACGCACACCCUUGGUUAGGUUAAGCAGUUUCAAGCUGGUUUCUCAUCAUUUUAAAAAUUGUUUACCAGUAAGACAACUUUGUAUGAUGUAAAAAUAUAUUUUCAUGAAAAAAUAGUCUCUCGUGUAGCUGGGGGAUGUAAGCUAAUGUGUCACUAGUGUUAUCAUGUAAAUUAAUUUUGAGGAAACAACGGGCACUCAUCUGGUGACCCUGUAGAUGGUCUACUUGUUUUUUAUGAUAUGGCCCAAGGACAAUUUCUUUGCAAAA